Messenger RNA from Pichia membranifaciens NRRL Y-2026, 2448 nucleotides. RefSeq lists its product as hypothetical. The transcript is spliced from 2 exons. Gene Ontology annotation, biological process: protein N-linked glycosylation; fructose 6-phosphate metabolic process; UDP-N-acetylglucosamine metabolic process. The coding region runs from base 177 to 2255 and encodes 692 amino acids. Gene Ontology annotation, molecular function: carbohydrate derivative binding; L-glutamine:D-fructose-6-phosphate transaminase (isomerizing) activity. Lineage: Eukaryota; Fungi; Ascomycota; Pichiomycetes; Pichiales; Pichiaceae. The record is from RefSeq and is a predicted model, not a curated record.
GCCGGAAGGAAAACGAACGUGCGAGCGCUGCGAAAAGAUGAGAGCUAGAGACAUGUUUGAUGGCUGAGUCAAAAGGGAGAACCUUAAUUUCGUGCCUGUUGUUGUCUCUUUCUUCGUGUUUCUGAGCGGUUAAACGGGCUGCUUGUGGUGUUGGUCGCCGACACAAAGAACAGAACAUGUGUGGUAUCUUCGGUUAUGCAAAUUACAACGUUGGUCGCAGUAGAGGCCAGAUCAUCAACACCCUGGUCGACGGCUUGACCAAGUUGGAGUACAGAGGAUACGAUUCCGCUGGUAUUGGUAUUGAUGGUGAGAACGACUGGAGUGAGGACUCUCCAGUAAGAGCAAUUCAAUUGUACAAGCAGGUGGGCAAGGUUUCGAACUUGAAGGAAGAGAUUAUUUCCCACCACCCGGACGUGUCCGAAACGUUUUACAGUCAUGUCGGUAUUGCACACACAAGAUGGGCCACCCACGGUGGGGUUACCCAGGUCAACUGUCAUCCACAAUCUUCUGACGAUACCAACCAGUUUGUCGUGGUCCACAAUGGUAUCAUCACCAACUAUAGAGAGUUGAAGAUGUUCCUCAAGGCCGAGGGUGAGUCCUUCAAGUCAGACACGGACACUGAAAUUAUCGCUAAGCUCUUCAACUACUACUACAAGAAGGAUCCUGAUUUAGAAUUUUACCAAUUGACCAAAGACGUUUUAUAUCAACUACAGGGCUCCUACGGUUUGAUGGUGAAAUCGGUCCAUUAUCCAAAUGAGAUCAUUGCCACAAGAAAGGGUUCUCCAUUAUUGAUUGGUGUCAAGACUGAGCAAAAAUUGAAGGUUGAUUUUGUCGACGUCGAGUUCAUCAACGACUCCGAGCAAUCGACCGAAGCAAAUGGUAGUUAUUUACCCUCGAAAGAGUACACUAACAGCUCCCUGAGGAAGUCAGAAUCGAGAGCCAUUCUACCUGAUCAUAAUAUGCCUAUUGAAUUCUUUGUUUCUUCUGAUGCCUCUUCUGUUAUUGAACACACCAAGAAGGUUUUAUUUUUGGAAGAUGACGAUAUUGCACACAUCAACCAUGGGGAAUUGCACAUUCACAGGGCUAGACAGAGUGAAGGCAUGUCAACAACUAGACCUGUUCAAACCUUGGAACUACAAUUGGCUGAAAUAAUGAGAGGGGGAUACGACCAUUUCAUGAUGAAGGAAAUCAGUGAACAACCAGACUCCACCUUUAAUACCAUGAGAGGUAGAUUGGAUUUCAAGAACAAAAACAUCAUCCUUGGUGGUAUAAAACAGUACUUAACGAGUAUCAGAAGGUCUAGAAGAUUCCAAAUGAUUGCCUGUGGUACGUCAUAUCAUUCCUGCUUGGCAGUGAGGUCGUUGUUUGAAGAAUUGACUGGAGUCCCUGUUUCCGUGGAUUUGGCCUCGGAUUUUUUGGAUCGAUCUCCACCAAUAUUCAGAGACGAUACGUGUAUCUUUGUCUCUCAGUCUGGAGAAACGGCUGAUAGUAUGCAAGUGUUGAAGUAUUGUAGGGCAGCCGGUUGUUUGAACGUUGGUGUUGUCAACUCUGUCGGUUCCAGUAUCUCACGUGAAACUGACUGUGGUGUUCACAUCAAUGCUGGACCUGAAAUCAGUGUGGCCUCAACUAAGGCAUACUCCUCCCAAUUCAUUGCACUUGUAAUGUUGGCCUUACAGAUCUCCAAUAAUGUCAUAGAUAACAAACAGCGCCAUGAGGAAAUCAUAAAUGGUUUAGAAGAAAUUCCAAGGCUCAUUUCUCAAGUUCUUGAAAAGAAAGAAGAGAUCAAGGAGAUUUCCCUCAAAUAUUUGCAUGGCAAAGAUUCGAUGUUGGUCGUUGGUAGAGGAUAUCAGUACGCUUCUUCUCUAGAAGGUGCGUUGAAGAUCAAAGAGAUUUCAUACAUCCACGCUGAAGGUGUCCAGGCGGGUGAGUUGAAGCACGGUGUCUUGGCAUUGGUUGAUUCAAACAUGCCCGUUGUUGCGUUUGCUACACAAGAUUCAUUCUCGCCAAAAGUCAACUCUGCCAUUCAGCAGAUAACAGCCAGAGAUGGCCGUCCAAUUGUUGUCAUGACCGAGGGAGACAACUUGAUCGAUAGAAGCAAGACUUCUGCCUGUAUCGAGGUUCCAAAAACCGUCGACUGUUUGCAAGGUUUGGUUAACAUCAUACCACUACAGUUGAUGAGUUACUACCUAUCCAUUGCCGCCGGUCACAACCCAGACCGUCCUAGAAACUUAGCUAAGUCUGUUACUGUUGAGUAAAGGUCUCUCCUAAUACUCAACAAUGGUUUGCAUCCUAACAGAGCUCUUUGUAGUGAAAUAUAAUAUUUCUCCAAUGCUCCUCUAUAAUAAUUAUCCGUGGCCCUUCAGCUGUGUGGCACGAACGGCGCGAUGGACUUUGUGCCCGGCCUCACCCAGCACUAUCGGUUUCUCCACUAUGUAUGCCGCCCGUUCU